Messenger RNA from Protobothrops mucrosquamatus (brown spotted pit viper), 3574 nucleotides. It is a transcript of the gene HNRNPA2B1, whose product is annotated as heterogeneous nuclear ribonucleoprotein A2/B1. Lineage: Eukaryota; Metazoa; Chordata; Lepidosauria; Squamata; Viperidae. The transcript has 13 exons. Gene Ontology annotation, molecular function: RNA binding. Bases 207 to 1268 code for a protein of 353 amino acids. The record is from RefSeq and is a predicted model, not a curated record.
UUUCGUUCCCGCCCUUCAUUGCGUCGCCAGCCGAGUCGUUGGCCGCUCCGCGCACUCUUCUUGCCGCCGCCGUCGCGUACGCCGCGCCCUACCGAGGAGAUCGUCGGACAGAGGCGAGCCCGGAGGGUCGAUUUGGCAACUGCACCGCCCACAGGACAAAAACAUUUGCUUAUUCCCUUAUUUCCUUUUUUUAAUUGCCGUCCGAAAUGCCUCGCGGAGAUCGGGAGAGCGAUUGGAGGGAAAAGGAGCAGUUCCGCAAACUAUUCAUUGGCGGCCUAAGCUUUGAAACAACAGAAGAAAGUUUGAGAAACUACUACGAGCAAUGGGGAAAAUUAACAGAUUGUGUGGUAAUGAGAGAUCCUGCAAGCAAACGCUCACGGGGAUUUGGUUUUGUAACAUUUUCAUCUAUGGCUGAAGUCGAUGCAGCAAUGGCUGCCAGGCCUCAUUCAAUUGAUGGAAGAGUAGUUGAACCAAAAAGGGCUGUAGCGAGAGAGGAAUCUGGGAAGCCUGGAGCUCAUGUUACUGUAAAAAAAUUAUUUGUUGGUGGAAUUAAAGAAGACACUGAAGAACAUCACCUCAGAGACUACUUUUCUGAAUAUGGAAAAAUCGACACAAUUGAAAUAAUUACAGACAGACAAUCUGGCAAAAAGAGAGGCUUUGGAUUUGUAACUUUUGAUGACCACGAUCCUGUGGAUAAAAUUGUGUUGCAGAAAUACCACACAAUCAAUGGACAUAAUGCAGAAGUAAGAAAGGCUUUAUCACGGCAAGAAAUGCAAGAAGUUCAGAGUUCAAGGAGUGGAAGGGGAGGUAAUUUUGGCUUUGGAGAUUCACGUGGAGGCGGUGGAAACUUUGGUCCAGGACCAGGAAGCAACUUCAGAGGUGGAUCUGUUUCUUCCACAGAUGGCUAUGGAGGUGGUCGUGGAUUUGGUGAUGGAUACAAUGGAUAUGGAGGGGGACCAGGAGGUGGCAAUUUUGGAGGCAGUCCUGGUUAUGGAGGAGGAAGAGGUGGAUAUGGUGGAGGAGGACCUGGGUACGGCAACCAGGGUGGGGGCUACGGAGGUGGCUAUGACAACUAUGGAGGAGGCAAUUAUGGAGGUGGGAAUUACAAUGACUUUGGAAACUAUAACCAACAGCCUUCAAACUAUGGUCCAAUGAAAAGUGGAAAUUUUGGUGGAAGCAGGAAUAUGGGAGGACCAUAUGGUGGAGGAAACUAUGGUCCUGGUGGAAGUGGUGGAAGUGGGGGAUAUGGAGGGAGGAGUCGUUAUUGAACUUCUGUAAGCUUUUCAUGGGCUUCACUGUAUAAAUAGGAGAGGAUGAGCCCAGAGGUAACAGAACAGCUUCAGGUUUUCGAAAUAACUUUGUUAAGGAAACACUUAUCUCAGUCAUGCAUAAAUAUGCAGUGAUAUGGCAGAAGACACCAGAGCAGAUGCAGAGAGCCAUUUUGUGAAUGGAUUGGAUUAUUUAAUAUCAUACCUUACUGUGGAGGAAGGAUUGUAAAAAUGCCUUUGAGACAGUUUCUUAGCUUUUUCAUUGUUGUUUCUUUUUAGUGGUCUUUGUAAGAGUGUAGAAGCAUUCCUUUGAUAAUGUUAAAUUUGUAAGUUUCAGGUGACAUGUGAAACCUUUUUUAAAAAAAUUUCUCUAAAAGUUUUGAAAAGCUAUUAGCCAGGAUCAUGGUGUAAUAAGACAUAACGUUUUCCUUUGAAAAAAUUUUAAGUACGUGUGUAGAGUUAAGAAGCUGUUGUACAUUUAUGAUUUAAUAAAAUAAUUCUAAAGGAAAUGUUGUGUAAUUAUAGAUUUAUUUAAAAUAUAUUGUAAAUUAAGGCAAGGAGUGGGUAGUAGAAGGUCCCACAAAUACUAUAAAGUUGUUGUUGUACAUGUAAAAUGCUGGUUAGAUAAUGUUUUUUUUUUGUAAAUUACCAGAUUAAUAUCUAGAUAACUUAAGGGAUAUCUCUGCAAAGAGAAACACCUUUUUAGAUCUUUUAGAUGCUGCUUCUUCAAUGGCAAGUAAAGGAAAUAUCCCCAGCGAGGUACUGUUCCAGGGACACAGGUCUAGUGCAAAAGAACUCUUGAGAACGGCAAUUAAGUUCAGCCAGUCUUAAAAGCUGUGCUGUACUUCCGCAAAGCUUUAACUACGGUAGUUUUAAGGAUGCCAACGAGAGCUGAGGGUUCUAGAGCAAAAUAGUUCUAAGCUUCAGUUAAACUACUUUAGCUUUAUGCAUCAUGGACAAGCAAUAGACCUGCUGAACAAAUGAACCAGCCAAGUGUCCAUUAAUGAUUUGCAAGGGUUCCAUCCCUGCUAUGGGUAGUUAAAAUGGAAGGUGCCAAUGCUGCAGGUAACUAAUGAAGAAGUGCUCAACCACAGAAACUUCAAGAAAUAAGAUAUUUCUUUAUUCUUCAUAAAAUAGUUGGUUUUGCUGAUUUUUAUUAAACCCUUUAUAGUUGAUUAUUUUAGUUGCAGCCUAUUGUAAUUUAAUUUCAAAAGUUUACAAAAUGAAGGCAGACAUUUUCUAGAAUUCAGACUGACAGGAAGUCAAGACUAAUGUGAAUAUUUGAUUUUUAUAAGUGUUAUAAUAAACUUUUGUUUAAAAAAUAUUCCUAGUCUGAUACCAUAUUACCAUUUUAUGCGCAUCCCAAAUGAUAAAACAGUUCUUCAAUGCAGUGUGAGCUGUACCACAUUACAUAUUUUUGGCAUCAUUGUAUGUAUUAAUAAUUUACGGCUGUAAGAUAAAAAAAAUAGCGCAAAAUACCACUAAGAAGAGAGGAAAUAUACUAUGCUUAACUACAGAGUUUUUGGGAUCAUAUCUAUCCUGUCUUAUCUUCCUUUAUGCCCAGUGACAUAGUAUAACCUAAGCAUAGAACAAUGAAGAAUCAGCUGCAGAAAUAGUGCUAUGAAAGUCAAAUAUAACUGGGAUAUACUACAGCAUCCUACAGAAUGGGACAUACUGUCCCUUAGCACCUUAAUGCAGAUGUUACUUUUUUUGGCAUCAAAGAAAAAACAUUGCCUAUACUGCUAGAGAAAGCAACAAUAUUCUGAAAAGGUGCUUUUUCAGUGAAAAUUGGUAAGAAACUAGAUGGAAUCUAGUUACAAAAAAAGGGGCAAAAUGGCUGGUAAUUUUAUUUGUAUAUAUCCUUAUGUUUGAAUACAUAAUGCAAUAUAUACAAUAGCAACUGCAAAAACAUCAGGUAUAAUGCAUGGAAAGAUUAAGUGUAUUUACCUGGUAUAAUUCUGUUCUGCCCCUUUUUAAGAACUAAAAUUAAUUUUAAAGCUUCGUAGAAGAUAAUAUUGCUGCCAAUUUUUUCAGUACAUUUGAAGUAUUAUAAAUAGGAAAGUAAAAUCAGUGGAAUAUAGUUAACUUGGUCUUUGAAGGUAAUGAUAAAAUAAUCACAUGCCCAUUAUGAACCCUAAUUCCUCUUAAGGCAUAUUUUAUGAAAGACAUUGAAAUAAAUGGCUGUAUUAACGUUUGAAGUACGAGGCAGUUACAGGUAGUUCUUGACUUAAGAUUGGAUGCUUAGCAACUGCCACAAAUUUUUUAACAUUGGGCAGUCACAUGAUGACCUGCUUAACAACUAGGUC